Aspergillus saccharolyticus JOP 1030-1 is the source of this 2607-nucleotide messenger RNA. Its product is annotated as Anp1-domain-containing protein. The record is from RefSeq and is a predicted model, not a curated record. Gene Ontology annotation, biological process: cell wall mannoprotein biosynthetic process; protein N-linked glycosylation. Gene Ontology annotation, molecular function: alpha-1,6-mannosyltransferase activity. Lineage: Eukaryota; Fungi; Ascomycota; Eurotiomycetes; Eurotiales; Aspergillaceae. Bases 1 to 2607 code for a protein of 868 amino acids. Gene Ontology annotation, cellular component: mannan polymerase complex. The transcript is spliced from 6 exons.
AUGGGAACCCCACUGCAUGGUACGGCCAUUAUUACCGGGGCCAAUGGCCUGCUGGGAUCAGAGAUUGCCGUCUCCAUCGCCAAAGCACAGCCCUUUGUUCACCUAUUGCUGGUGGCUCGAAAUAUCAGAUCCGAUCCUAUCAAGGAUGUACUGAACCGCAUCCGCUUGAUCGGACCCAGAUCUGUCGAAGUGGUCAAGGCCGAUCUGGCUUGCUUCAAUUCGGUAGCGAGCUUUGCACAGUAUACUGUGGAGAGGGUUCGCAGUAAAGAGAUUCCCCCUGUCAUCCUCUUAAUCAACUCCGCGGCCAGCUCGUCAUACGUCACCGAUCAAGUCACACGAGAUGGGUACGACCCAGUCUAUCAAACCAACUGCAUCGCCCCGUUCUUGUUGACCGUGAGCCUGCUUGAGGCCUUUCGGGCUGGCGAUGGCACUCCGAACGGCGGUGCUCGGGUCAUCAAUAUCGGAUGUGCCGCCAUGUCCAAGGGUUCCUUGGACUACUUUGACGAGCAAGGCUCAGACAGCGCCAGCCAGACUCCUGGAACGUCGAUAAGUGCAAAGGAAGCCACCGCUCGGUUCGGUAGUAGUAAGUUGUUGAUGAGCGCUGCUAUGUAUGCUUUACGCCGGAGUUUGGUACUUGCUGGUAACAUCUCGCUCAAUGUGUAUACGAUGGACCCCGGAUUUAUGACCGGGGAAAGCCAUCUGACCGCCUCGGCACCUCUAUCGGUCCGCGUAGCGCAUCAGACUCGGUCUGGGCUCCGGCCGAUCUUGCGCGUUUUCUCCAAGAGCGCAAUUAACAAGGCCAGUGUUCCCGCCAAGGUAAUUGCGAAAGUCGCAUUCCAGAGAGAGACAGUGGAGAAUUGGGGCAGAGAGCGCUAUUAUAUUCUGGAUAGCGAGUAUGAGGCCGCAUCCGUCAUUCCCGUGUUGCGAGACCUGCCGCGCAUGGAUGCGCUACUCCAGAAGGUGAUGCAACAGAUCGAGAUCGGUGUCAAGGGCAUGGGCUCGCCCCAAUCCAGGUUUGAGGAAGUUGAGCCAGCCGUCUUUCUCUCCAACAUCAGUGCCUCGACAAUUGAUUUGCAACUCAAAUCAAUAACCCAGCUGCAUGUCAUUAUAGGAGAGAUGAACAGGCAUCACGCCUUUGGCAAUGGCUACGCUGCCUAUCCCCGUAGCAAAAGCAACCAUUCAUUUUCCAUUUCCCCCCACCGAUUUCAACCCCGGUCACAGCCUGCCUUGCGGCGCCGUAGGCAACUUUUUCAGCGACUAUGCCUCCUCUGCGGUAUCUCCCUGUUGCUCCUUGUCCUGAUAUUCCCGUCCCUGCGCGCCUCUCUCCUGCCGGUGGUAUCUCUUGGCCUCGUUCACUCCUACGAAGACCUCCAAAUCGAGACGAUCCGAUACUAUGAUCUUUCCAAAGUGCAAGGGACAUCCAGUGGUUGGGAGCGCGGGGAGCGGGUGCUGAUGUGUACGCCGCUGCGCGACGCCUCCUCCCACUUGCCCAUGUUCUUCUCGCAUCUGCGGAACCUCACUUAUCCGCACAAUCUGAUCGACCUGGCGUUUCUGGUGUCGGACUCGGAAGAUGACACGAUGGGCAUGCUGUCGCGCAUGCUAGACGAGCUCCAGCACGACGUGGAUCCGAAGAUGCCGUUCGGCGAGAUCUCCGUCAUCCAAAAAGAUUUUGGCCAGCUGGUCCAACAAGACGUGGAGAGCCGGCACGGAUUUGCCGCGCAGGCCAGUCGCAGAAAGUUAAUGGCCCAGGCUCGUAAUUGGCUGCUGAGCGCCACGCUGCGCCCAACACAUAGCUGGGUUUAUUGGCGGGACGCGGAUGUCUUGACAGCGCCACAGACGAUCCUGGAGGAUCUGAUGCGGCACGACAAGGAUGUCAUUGUACCGAAUGUGUGGCGGCCCCUACCGGAUUGGUUGGGUGGAGAGCAACCGUACGAUCUGAACUCGUGGCAAGAAUCAGAAACAGCACUAGCGCUGGCCGAUACAUUGGAUGAGGAUGCGGUCAUUGUCGAAGGGUAUGCUGAAUACGCGACCUGGCGUCCUCAUCUCGCCUACCUGCGCGACCCGUAUGGCGAUCCGGACAUGGAGAUGGAGCUUGACGGAGUAGGAGGUGUCAGUAUUCUGGCGAAAGCGAGAGUGUUCCGCUCGGGCGUGCACUUCCCGGCCUUCAGCUUCGAGAAGCAUGCUGAGACAGAAGCCUUCGGCAAGAUGGCCAAGCGCAUGGGCUUCUCGGUCAUCGGUCUCCCGCACUACACUAUCUGGCAUCUCUACGAGCCGAGCGUGGACGAUCUACGGCACAUGGAGGAGAUGGAGCAGGAACGCAAAGAACGCGAGAGGGAGGAGAAAGACCAGGCUGACCGGGCCGAACGCGUUCAGACCCUGUUCAAGGAUGCCAAGACGCAGUGGGACAUCGACCACGCAUUCGUUGAGGAUGCGAUCGCCGAUGAGAAGAAGAAGCAAGAGGCCGCUGCUGCUCCAGAUCCCUCUUCGAGCGAGGCGCUCAAAGGCUCCGAGAAAGGUCCUCUGGCGCAGCCAGCUAUGAAGGAGAGAGGUAGUGCUGAACAAGGCGACCAGGUGUCCGAUACCCAGAUGGAAGAAGCCAAGCGCUAA